This is a messenger RNA of Phlebotomus papatasi, 5107 nucleotides long. It is a transcript of the gene rdgB, whose product is annotated as protein retinal degeneration B. The transcript is spliced from 9 exons. The record is from RefSeq and is a predicted model, not a curated record. Gene Ontology annotation, biological process: phospholipid transport. Gene Ontology annotation, cellular component: cytoplasm. NCBI's taxonomy places the organism in Eukaryota, Metazoa, Arthropoda, Insecta, Diptera, Psychodidae. Gene Ontology annotation, molecular function: phosphatidylinositol binding; phosphatidylcholine binding; metal ion binding. The coding region runs from base 588 to 4193 and encodes 1201 amino acids.
UCUCGUACUUCUGGCCAAGUGGUAAGGUGAAAAGUUAGUGUUCUGUCUCCCCAGAUUAAGUGAAUCUGGGUGUUGGGGCUCUAUCCUCCUUGGGAUUUGAGGCGGGAAAAGGGUAUUUUAUCCGAAGGAGGAGGAGGAGGAGGAGUGGAUAAGCCUUAAAAGUGCAAAGGGAAAAAGUGAUUAGUGCAAGAAACUUUGAGACUUUUCUUCUUAAGUUCCCUUCCUUUCCAAAUGGAGCUCUGGGAGUUUUGAGAGAUUGAAACACGGUAAGAUUAAUUGGACGAUAUCCCACCUCUGAAGGGACGAUGAAGACGUGGUGAUGACGAGGAAUCAGGGAUUGCUCCCUGCCAAAGCUGCCUCGGUAAUUAAUAGACACAGGGCAGUAACAUCAAACCAAAGACAGCAUUGUAGAUUUUAAAGAAAAGAACAAACAAAAAAGAAAAAUAGCAAGAAAUAUUGAAUUUUCUGAGGAGAAAUCUCAGGAACAAGAAAGUCCACUUUAACUUUGGAAUUGACAAUUGAAAGGGAAGGAUUUUCCCUUUUUUUUUAAACCGGAAAUCUGUGCAUUUUCUCAACAUUGAAAGAGGAUGCUGAUCAAAGAAUAUCGAAUACCCUUGCCCGUGACGGUGGAGGAAUAUCGGAUUGCUCAACUGUACAUGAUUGCUAAAAAAAGCCGCGAUGAGAGUAGCGGAGCUGGAAGUGGAGUGGAAAUAAUUGUCAAUGAGCCGUACGUUGACGGUCCGGGGGGCAAUGGGCAGUACACGAGAAAGAUUUACCAUGUUGGGAGUCAUUUGCCGGGAUGGAUAAAGGGCCUUCUGCCCAAAAAUGCCCUGACAGUUGAGGAAGAGGCCUGGAAUGCCUAUCCUUACACAAAAACCCGCUACACUUGUCCUUUCAUGGAAAAACUCUCGCUGGAAAUUGAGACGUACUAUUUCCCGGACAAAGGUGAUCAGGAGAAUGUGUUCAAGUUGACGGGGGGAGAUCUGAGGAAUCGUCAAGUGGAUGUGAUUGAUAUUGUGAAGGAUCAGCUCUACGGAGCGGAUUAUGUGAGGGAGGAAGACCCAAAGUUGUAUGUGUCACAGAAAACCCACCGAGGACCACUGCAGGAUGGCUGGAUCGAUGAAUACUGGAAUGAGGUGAAGAAUAAACAGCAGCCAACUGCCAGAAAUAUGGCCAUAAUGUGUGCGUAUAAGUUGUGUCGUGUGGAAUUUCGGUACUGGGGCAUGCAGACGAAGCUGGAGAAGUUCAUCCAUGACACAGCUCUGAGGAAAACCAUGCUGCGAGCCCAUCGACAGGCUUGGGCGUGGCAGGAUGAGUGGCAUGGACUGACCAUGGAUGACAUCCGUGAGAUUGAGCGGCAGACGCAGUUGGCGCUGCAGAAGAAGAUGGGAAUGGAAUUGGGUGGGAGUGUUGGGGAAGGAAUGGAGGCGUUGGAUGAUGAUGGGGCGGGGGGAGAGGGUCAGUUGGAGGGUGUGGGCGAAAAGGAAGUGAGCCUCGAGGAGAGUUCAGAGGGAGAAGAUGAAAAUACCGAUGAAGUCACGUCGAAUUCCAACUCAAAAUACGCCAUUGCUAAGCACCAUCUCGCCCCAAAGAAUGCCAUCCCAUCGCCUCUGGGAUCCACGAAUAGUUUUGAUCUUCAGCUGGCAUCUCAAGCCCCUUUGAAAAAUGUGGCCAAUUGGCGAAUGGAGAAGCUGGAAGUGGAUUCAAAAUCAGGAUCUGAAGAGGAAUUUUUCGACUGUUUGGACACUGGGGAAUCAACAUCCCUGGCCAAAUGGAGCUCACUGGAGCUCCUGGCGGAUGAAGAUGAUAGUCCGCCAGCUGCUGUCAAGACCCAGGAAGACAGCAUCUUCAGUCAUUCCUUCCUGCAGCGUGUUGCUUCGGAACGUGGUUCUCGUCGAUCAACUUUUGGUACUGCCUCCAGUAUCGAUCGCAGCAAUACAGAUUCUUCUCCACCUGGAUCUCCAGGUCCUCCAGCUUGUCCUACGUCUGUUCUAAUUCUCGUUUUGCACGCUGGAAGUGUCCUGGAUGCCAAUGUUGAUCUGGCAGCCAAGAAGUCAGAUAUCACGACAUUCAGGGGAGCUUUUGAGUCUGUCAUGAGGCAACACUAUCCCUCGAUGGUUGGCCAUGUGGCCAUUAGGCUGGUUUCUUGUCCUUCUGUCUGCACUGAUGCCCUUGGAAUUCUGUCCAGUUUGAGUCCGUAUUCCUUUGAUUCGUCCCCAUCUACCACAGAUUCCCCAAAUAUGACUGACGUCCCCAUUGGGGCCAUUCCCUUGCUCACCACUUGCACCCAGGAAUUCCAGGAUGCUGUCAAUCAGGCUGUUACUGCUUCCAAUCUUGCCUAUGCCGAUUUUCAGCGUUGCGAAGAGGGUUGUGGCUUUUCUGGGCAGAUUGUCCUCAUUGGGGAUUCAAUGGGGGGCAUUUUGGCGUAUGAUGCUCUGUGCAGAACUUCAGGGCGUCUGGGAAGUGAUGCUAGUGCUCUGGAUCUCAUGGAUGAUAGUCUGGUAAAUAAUGAAUUGGAUGCAGCUCGAUUGUUGAUGGCUCCGUCGCCCAGGAGACGGUCUUCUUCGAUCAAUGAGGCCAGACUGCCAAAGUUUCACUUUGAAGUUGGUGAUUUGUUCCUCUUUGGGAGUCCACUGGCCAUUGUCCUGGCCGCCAGGAAGCUCAGUGAUUGCAAUUAUGGGUCUGAGAGGCCUCAGUGCACUCAAGUGUACAAUCUCUUCCAUCCAACGGAUCCGGUAGCUUCGCGCCUGGAACCAUUAAUCAGUGCGAGAUUCUCAAUGCUGGCACCUGUCAAUGUGCCCCGAUAUGCCAAGUAUCCACUGGGAAAUGGACAACCGUACCAUCUUCUUGAGCUAAUCCAAUCCAGUCCACAUUUAUUCAGCGACAGCCUCCAUGCCCGACGCCUCUCAGACACUUCGCUGCAGAGCAAUAUUUCCGGUAUGAUUGACAAUGUUCCUCUGGCCACAAUCAAUACACUUCAGCAUCGUUGGUGGGGUUCCAAACGCCUCGAUUACGCCCUCUAUUGUCCGGAAGGUCUGAGCAAUUUCCCCGCUCAUGCUCUGCCCCAUCUCUUCCAUGCCAGCUACUGGGAGAGUAGCGAUGUGAUCGCCUUCAUCUUGCGUCAGAUCGGACGGUUUGACUCGACGACGCUGUCAACGGGAGAGGAAAAGGAGAUUUGUUCCUUCCGACCCGGACAGCCGAGGGAGAAGUGGAUCAAGAAGAGGACUUCGGUGAAGCUGAAGAAUGUCACGGCCAAUCACCGUGCCAAUGAUGUUCUCGUGAAGGAGGGAGAACCUCAAAAGUUGCUAGCGAGAUUCAUGUACGGACCCCUGGACAUGAUAACUCUGGCCGGAGAAAAAGUGGACAUCCAUUUGAUGAAGGAUCCACCGGGUGGGGAGUGGAUGCACGUGACGACGGAAGUGACGGACAAAACGGGCAGGAUUCAGUAUACUCUGGAGGGGGAUAAGGCCAUGGGCUAUGGGAUCUAUCCGGUGAAGAUGGUAGUCCGUGGAGAUCAUACUUCCGUGGAUUUCUACCUGGCAGUCAUUCCUCCGUGCACGGAAUGCGUCGUCUUCAGCAUCGACGGCAGUUUCACGGCUUCGAUGUCGGUGACGGGAAGGGAUCCCAAGGUCAGAGCAGGAGCUGUCGAUGUGUGCAGGCAUUGGCAGGAACUGGGAUAUCUGCUGAUCUUCAUCACUGGACGUCCGGAUAUGCAGCAGCAGCGUGUUCUGUCGUGGCUGAGUCAGCACAAUUUCCCCCACGGAUUGGUAUCCUUUGCCGAUGGCCUGAGCACUGAUCCUCUCGGGCACAAGACGGCCUACCUCAAUAAUCUCAUCCAGAAUCAUGGCGUAGUGAUCCACACGGCUUACGGCAGCAGCAAGGACAUCAGCGUCUACACUAACAUUGGGCUGAAGCCCAAGCAGAUCUACAUUGUGGGCAAGGUGAGCAAGAAGCUGCAGGCCAAUGCCACGUGUCUGUCCGAGGGCUAUGCGCAGCAUCUGAGUAGCCUUCUGGCUCAUGGAGGCUCGAGGCCGGCUCAAGGGAAUGCGAGAAUGGUGAUUCCCAGGGGAUGCUUCAAUCUUCCGGGGCAGGCGAGGAGGAGGAGCAAGGAUGCCGGAGGAGCUGGACUGCCACUGGCUUCGCCCAUCCGAAGUGGCUACCUUAAGAGGAAAUCCUAUCUCAGUCAUGUCUAAAGUUGUCUCUAAGUGUCAUUAUCGAGUGAUUCCUUGAUUUUAUUGUCACAUAGUACCUGGGCUCAGAAGACUGUAUCUUUCCUGUUCGAUGGCAGAAUUGAGAUGAAAAAAAUAUUUAAAAAAAGAAAAAAAAAUCUAACAAAAGAAAUCGUUGUAAAACUUUAAGUCAAAAAGAUGCUUCCAUUUCUAUGAUAAAACGCGAAUGACUCUCUUCAUUCGCGGAGAUUGCAAUGUCUUUUUUUUAAAUCCACAGAAUGGAAAAUUCUUGCAAUCUCGCCUUUUCUCCAAGACAAAAAGAAAAAAACAAAACCAAAAAACGUUUAUUAAGUGUUGUGGAAAAUAAAAAUUAAAUUAAAUUGGAAAGCAAAUUCAAAAUUUAAGAUCUUCUAAAGUUAGUUGAAGAAAUUGAUGAUUCUCUAUGUGUAAUACUCGUUAGAUACUGAAGACAUUUGGACAGAAAAUCAAGAGGGAGAUUGUAAAACUUGUUGAAAAAAAAAUAAAAUAAAAUUGAUGUAUUUAUCUGUGAAAAAGUAGAAGAGGAAAAGACGAUUUUGGGAUAAAAAAUGGGAAGAAAAAAUUGCUCUCUAAAUGUUUGUUAGUUGUUAGGGGCGCUCUGGAUAAACUCUAUUUAGAAUUUACUGUAAUAUUGUAAUUUGUGUGUAAUAAGCAGCCACUCGUUGAAAAUCAACAAAAAGAAAAAAAACUGUGAAAGAAAAUAGAAAGAUAUUUUGGGAAAAGUUUGUCUAUUGCAAAAAAAAAGAGGGAAAAUUUUAGAAGUGAUUAGAAAGGUUUGAUGCAGGAAUACUGGAAUUUCAAUGUGGACUAAUUGUAAAUUUUGUUAUGAGGAACAGAGAUGAUAUAUUUGUAAAUGUUACGUUCAAUAAAUGUAUAAAAAAAAUUGAGGAAAAUCAAAA